This is a messenger RNA of Daldinia childiae, 3489 nucleotides long. RefSeq lists its product as uncharacterized. Gene Ontology annotation, cellular component: nuclear pore. The record is from RefSeq and is a predicted model, not a curated record. The transcript is spliced from 3 exons. The coding region runs from base 1 to 3489 and encodes 1162 amino acids. Gene Ontology annotation, molecular function: structural constituent of nuclear pore. NCBI's taxonomy places the organism in Eukaryota, Fungi, Ascomycota, Sordariomycetes, Xylariales, Hypoxylaceae.
AUGGCGGCCGCUGUGUAUUCCUACAAGGAAACGCGCCUGAACUUGGAACCAUCAUCAAGCUCGUACAUUGUUGAUGUCGAGCUCCCUACCACCAGUUUCCAGGGACGGAGCCAGCGUGCCAGCAGAUCAGCCAAAGCAAUCGCUAAGAAAGAUGCUUCUCGAGCUACGACCUCUGCCAUCUACUACCGAAAACACCAUAGCUCUCCCAAAGGAUUUCUUUGGCGAGUCCUUGAAGGCGAUACCGUUUUAAGCAUCCGAACCGUCGAUCUCUAUAAACCGAAGAAGGCUGUCGACGCAAACCUCAUCCUCAACUUCCACUUCCAGCAUCCUAUUAUACCUAGCUGCGUUGCUCUUUGCGAUCCCCCGGACCACGAUGCGCUUAGUAUAUUUAUCCUCGAUACUGCCAGUCAGCUAUACACUCUCUUCUUGAGGCCAGACUCUUUCCGCAAGCGUUCGUUUGUCGAAACGGGACUUGGAGAUGCCUGCAAGAUUUACCAGCCGAAUGCGUUCCGCAACUUCAAGCAUCCAUAUAGACUUGUUGCAGUCGAUAAUGACCAACUAGUCGCGACUCUUUCUGAUGGUGGCCAUAUACGUUUUGAUAGGAAUACGGGACAUAAUGCCGUACACUCGCCCUGGAAAGAGACAUUUUAUAAUGCGAAGGGUUGGUUACGAAGUUUGUUGGGAGGUCGCGGAGAUCUAGACAUCAAGGCUGCGGCAGCUGCAGUUCACACCGAUCUAGGACUUAACAGUGCCUCGUUCCUUUUCACAGUCUGCCUCGAUCAUCGAUUACGAAUUUGGAAUCUUAAUAGCGGACAGAUCCUCGGAGCUGUAGACCUACUUAACUCCGACAGAGACCCCCAGGAGACGGGGAAGUGGCAGAUAGAUGCGACGCAGGCGAACCUGAUCCGUAUCGUGGGCACCACCGAGGGCAAACGCCUACUCGUAACAUAUUCUCCCGUCGGCCCUGGCGAGUUUAAGUUUUGGAUGCUGAGGUCCGAUAAUGCCAACUCCGUUGAUGCGGAUGAUCUCUAUCCUGACUAUGAGUUGGUACCUAAUCCUCCUCUUGGCUCGGAUGUCUGGACUCUUGCAGAUUUCAGUGUGGCAGAACAUUCAUCAUCCGGAGUAUACAGGAUGUGGCUUUUAUGGAAGAAUAAUAUGGCGUACCGAGUCCAGGAGUUGACAUUCUUAGUAGAUGAACUCAUCGAAGUCUGGCAGGACCGUUGGCGAUCCGUAUACGCUGAUACUGAUGUACCGACAGCACCAUUAUCUAGCCCGUCCGAUUCUACAGACCCUACAGAAAAAUGGCUACAGUUAAUAUUCUUCCCCGGAAGAUUCCCUAGGGCAACUGUGGAGGCUGCGCUCGGUGCUUACGAGGGAGCGAUUGGAAGACAGAGUAACGUCGCGUCUCGCAAUGGAACAGGCCUCGCUGAGUCAAUUUGCUCCGCCAUCGCAUCAACCUCGUCCCUUAAUAAGUCAUCAUCAGGUGACAUGGAUCAUGAACAGUUUAGAACCUCGAGUGAGAUGCAGUGGCGGAAAUUCUACAGGAUUUUACUCGAGCUAGACAAACCUAGAGGUGAAGCCUUAUCAUUUUCUUACGAUGGGGAGUCGGGUAUGCCAUGGGUCGUAUGCGCCGAUAGCAUCUCUGCUAUCAGAGAAUGCAGCAAGUUGGAGCAUAUACGUCACAAUCCACAGAUAGAGUAUGAAGGGUCGAAUGAGGUUCCAACUCUUGUCAUCUCCGGUACUAAUUUCGUCGCGGGUUUCUCGGACAGCAUGUUGGAAAUAUGCCAUUCCGUCAUCCGCCCAGAGAUGCUAGAAGAGUCGUCUAAGUCAGAUCAGGAACGACUUCAGUUCGUUUCAGACAAGACAGGAUUCUGGCGCCAAAUCUCUGACGAAGACGCCACCCAGGUGACUGAUGCGCUUGGUCCAAACUUCAACGUAGUUACAACGCAACUAUGCGAUAGAGUACUUGCGACGUGUAACGAAUGUUGGAAUUCCCCACAUCCCACUGAGCUUCCCCUAACGGAGUUUGGGCGAAAAGUCGUCGUCAAGGCAACCCAAGACUUAGUCGAGGUACAAUGGAACGUUAGCUUUAGCCAGCUGAUCCUCCUCGUCCACAUGGAAUUCGAAUUCGAUCGUCCUGAGGAUGCUCUACAUAACCAUGUUGAGGUUGGUGUGAUAUACAGAAACUUGCUCGUUAUACUUAAACGACUCGAACUCCUUCGAUGGCUCGUCAAUACCCAGCUGACAGCAUCACUCGCGAGAGCAGAUAGAUCGAAUUCGGUGUCUGACACUUCCCCCGUAGCCCCGAAGCGACAGGCUGAAGAGUAUAGAAUUCUCACCGCGCUCGAGGGCAAUGUAGGGCACCUUCUCGGAGUACCCGAACCCGGAUCAUUACCUUCGGGGGGAGUACCCUCAAUAAUCACGCACAUCGCCGCAGACCUCUGUGCUCCCGCUAGUAACGUGGAGUUACAACCUCAAUAUAUUCAGUGUGGUCUGCUUAUUAGAGACAGGGCGGAUCUUGCUAUUGAGUUGAGUCCAUUCUGCGAGCAAGAUCCCUUCUCAACUUAUGUGCAAGGGCGUGUACAUCUUGCUCUGAAGGACUUUACGACUGCAGCCACCUAUUUUAAGAGGGCCGCAUAUGGCAUGAGUCUGCCUCAGGCGAACCCCGAAAGGCACAGCAGUGGUCUCCUUGAUGAGACAGAAUGGAACCUACUGUUUGCAGGAUUACCACGAUAUUACGCUCACAUAGUAGCUCUCUAUGAACACCAGAAGGCUUAUUCGUUUGUUAUCGAUUUUGCUCGUCUCGCUCUCCAGUUCGUAAACGCGAACACCGAAGAUGCUAGCAAGGUCCGAACGGAGAUACAAUUGCGUCUCUUUAGCGGUGCUCUAUCCACUUCGCAAUUUGAGUUGGCCCACUCAACGAUCGUGGCGAUAAAGGAUCAUGCUUUACAGCAUUCAUGCUUACAGGCGCUUAUCCAGAGGAUGUGUGAUAACCUCCACAACUCAGAACUAGUCAACCUUACAUUCCCGGGCCUGCAAGGUGCCGUCGACGAUAUACUUGCGCAACACUGCCGAGACACGAUAGACGUCAUCACCGGCGUGCCAUAUCACCAGAUCCUCUAUGCUUGGCGCAUCAAGCGAAACGACUACCGCGGUGCCGCCGCAAUCCUACUUGAUCGAAUCCAGAAGCUUAGGCAGCUCGGAGAAGGCGAUCAAGUUACGGGUGAAGAUAUUCUUGAUACGGCAGUAACGAGGCAGUAUCUAAUGUUAAUUAACGUCCUAAGCUGCGUAGAUUCAAAGCAGGCAUGGAUUACGACCGAGGGGCCACCGCGCCCAAUUAAGCUCGGCGAACGAGACAGCCUCUCUAAGCGCAAGGUAGUUACGUUAGCUGACAUUCGUAAGGAAUAUCAAAACGAACUCGACCGCAUUGCUGCGAUCCACAACGACCAGUUUGGGUUUACGGCGGACGACGAGAUGGAGAUCCUGUGA